CGUAUUACGUGUUCGAGAUACCCAUGAGCCGUGCAAAUGAGAAUGGGGUUCUCCUCGACGACGGGGAGUACCGCAGCAGCUGCGCCUCUGCCUCAUAUGAUCCCCAAGCCUACACAUCGCCACCGCUAUUGUAACAGCCGCAGCAGCAGCACAUCCCCAGCAGCAGCAGUGAGAUGGAGGCCGCAGCUGUCUCGUCCUCCUGUUCCAGUACCGCCUCAGGUGCUGCUCCCGUUGCGCCGCCCCCAGCAACCAUCACCAGCAAACAACCCCCGCCCGCUCCCGACCAAGCCUUCCCCACGUCGUCCUGUUGUUGACGCACCCGAUCACAGCAGCCACGACGAUGACGAUGGCGAUGAGUGCAGCAGCAGCAGCAGUGGCAGAAAUGUAAAGAAUUCGUCGUGUACUCCCACCGAUGUCCUCCGCCUCAUGGACGUCCUGCAGCUCCCCGUGGACGAGGACUUGUACGUUUCCCUUAUCAAGGAGUGCGCCGAGUAUCGGGACGCCGCCCAGGGCGCCAGAGUCUGCGCUCACAUCCGCCGUAGCCUCCCCGACCUCCUGCGCCGGCCCGCCGGCCUUCACCUCGCCAACCGCUUGCUGUUCAUGUUCGCCGCCUGCGGCCAACAGCACGUAGCCCGCCAGCUCUUCGACCAAAUGCACUUUAGAGAUGCCACCUCCUUGGCGGUCGUGAUCGCCGCCCUGUCGGCCAGCGGCAGCCACGGCGAUGCGCUGCGGCUGUUCGUGGAAAUGUGCGUGAGAAGCGGUGGUCGUUCGCCGGUGCUUGAGCCGGGUGUUUGCUGGCUGGAAGCCCUCGUCACCGUUCUCCGGUCGUGCGCUCGGACGAGAGAGCUGGGUUUUGGCCGGCAGGUUCACGGGCUGGCCAUCAAGGUGCUAGGAGGCGAUGACGCUGUUCUUCUCGGAGAUGUGGGCGAGUCGCUCAUCCAAUUCUACGGCAGACUUGGGCACCACGGCAGCGCCGUAAAACUCUUCGAGGGGACGCGGUCUCAGAGUGCAGCGGCUUGGACGUGCAUGAUCAGUGGGUACUCUAGAGAAGGGCGGUUCAAGGAGGCCAUCGGCGUCUUCAGAGAGAUGGGAAGAGCAGGACGGAGGAAGAACUGCCACGUUUUCUCGAGCACUCUCUCGGCAUGCGCGAAGAUGGGGGACGGUGGCUGGAGCGGCAAGCAAGUUCAUGCCGCUGCCAUCAAAUUGGGAACAAGCUCGGAUGGGUUCGUCUGUAGCAGCUUGGUAGACAUGUACAUGAAACACGAGCUUCCAACUGAGGCGCAGAGAGCAUUUGCGACGAUGGACGGCAUGCGAGACUGCGUGUGCUGGAAGUCUUUGCUCAUUGGCUAUGCGCGGAGUGGCUGCGGCAUGGAGGCUGUCAAGUUGCUGUAUGAAAUGAAGGCCGCAGGAAUCAACGUGCAAGAAUCGAUAGUCCACGAAGCAAUGACGGCUUUGGACAUCGUAAAACAGGUGCAGGAAACAUGAAGAUACGGCUAAUCUUCUCUAUUGUAACGUCAACUGGACCUGGAAGUCUUGCUUCAGAAAGAUCAAGACUUCUUGUACAGAUUCAGCUUUGUCGUUCUUCAUGAACAGACAAACCACCAUGAACGAAUUCUGCAAUCGAGCAAAGAAAUGAUCAGAGACGCAGCAGCAGAUGCAUGUCACAAUGAGUAUGUGAAUAGAUGUUCAAAUUGCACAAUCCAGACUAGCAGUCCACUGAUCAAUAGUAUGAAUCAUGUGCAAAUGUGUCAUCCACUCUGAUCACUUCAACGCAAACUUUAUUGUUCAUUUCAUUGUUCGCAAGAUGAAGAUAGAGGAACUUCUGAUUUGAUUGAUACUUUCUCAUGUUCCGCUGCAGGAACAUUGGUCGAGCUAUCUGACAGAUACACGUAUAUGAAAGCUAAAAUAUGGCCAUGCAGAAGCAACAGUGUUCCAUGAUGUUAAAGGACAUUGUAUAUGAACAUGGAGACAUAAAAAAAUCUGUAUACUCUAUUUGCUGUCAGCCUACAUGUCUCUGUUCCACAUGAUACUGUCUUAGAAUUUUGGAGUAUGUAACUAUGACACUGAAAAAGCUGUAUAAAAGUAUAUUAUGUUGGCUUUCUG
Molecule: messenger RNA, 2103 nt
Organism: Musa acuminata subsp. malaccensis (wild Malaysian banana)
Lineage: Eukaryota; Viridiplantae; Streptophyta; Magnoliopsida; Zingiberales; Musaceae
Product: pentatricopeptide repeat-containing protein At1g31790
Molecular function (GO): protein binding
Source: RefSeq, a predicted model, not a curated record